UCCAGGGCCAAUGUUUUUCUACGCAAAUUUCCACCUGCGAGUUGGCUCUCUCAUUGGUUGAAACCACAGUCAGAUUCCUGCACAACAUUAUCUGAUUGAAAAUCAGGGAGGGGAGCAAAAGGAAGAGAGCAGCAAGUGUGAUGUCUUACAGUGGUUUGGAUUCGGACUUUUGCGAAAGGAUUUUAGGAAAUAUUUAUUCUUCGACAGAUUGGAUGAUGUUUUAAGACUGGGGAAAUAAUUAACCUAGCCUAUUUAAUAAGAGCACUAUCCUCCCUACUUCUUAUAAACAAACGCGUUGUCAUGCCACGAUCCUUUUUGGUGAAAAACAAGAGGUGCGCAUCUUACAAUGUGCACCGCUCUCAUGAAGACGAAGUCGAACCGAAGGAACCUGAAUUUACAAGUGUGAUCUCUUCAGAACCACAGAGUCCAGCGUCUCCAGUCAGGCCUCAGUCAGUGGGUCAGCCCUCCCUUCCUGAACCAGACCCCUAUUCUUAUAUCAAACAUGAGCAGGAGCCUGAACGCCCAGUCCCCUCUUACCUUAAGCCAACAGGACAGCCGGUUGCCCCUGCUCCACGACCAUACUACUUAUCAGAGGCUCACAUGGCAGAGUUCCCUCCCUUCUACAAACCCUCCUAUGCCUGGGACUCUUUACCUGCGCCCUAUGACCUCCGUCAGAUGGGCUCCCCCCCCUACCUCCUGCAGCACGCCAGCAGCCUGUACGGGGCUCAAGUCAGCCACAGCCCUGAGCCACAGCAACCUCUAGACUGCAGCACACACUACUCCCUCACCUCUGACACUUAUCACUGCAUUACCUGUGACAAGGUGUUCUCAACCCCUCAUGGUCUCGAGGUUCAUGUCAGACGCUCCCACAGCGGGACCAGACCAUUUGGCUGCAACAUCUGCAGGAAAACCUUUGGCCACGGCGUCAGUCUGGAGCAACACAUGAACGUCCACUCACAGGAAAGAAGUUUUGAAUGCAAGAUGUGUGGAAAGACAUUCAAGCGCUCCUCCACCCUCUCCACCCAUCUACUCAUCCACUCAGACACCAGGCCCUACCCCUGUCAGUACUGUGGAAAGAGGUUCCACCAGAAGUCAGACAUGAAGAAACACACCUACAUCCACACAGGUGAGAAGCCCCACAAAUGCCAGGUGUGUGGCAAGGCGUUCAGCCAGAGCUCUAACCUCAUCACACACAGUCGUAAACACACAGGCUUCAAGCCCUUCGGCUGUGAGAUCUGUGCCAAGGGCUUCCAACGCAAGGUGGACCUCCGCAGACACCAUGAGAGCCAACAUGGCCUGAAGUGAAGCGGUUGAAAACAAUGGAUGGAGAAGAGGAGGAGGAAAACGUGCCUUAUGCCCUUAGCAUAGCAAUAUAGCAAAGAAAGAAAAAGAAAGACCAAACUUGAUGUCUUUUCGUGGUGGGCAAUCAUGACACAAAAAUGGCCCCUACGGACACAAGAAUUGUAUAGUAUUGAAUAUUAUCCUUCUUGUGAAAAUGCAUUUUUAAGUCAAUCAGAGCUGGCAGAAAUAAGAAAUAAGACAAUGCAAAUUAUGAAGGUACUUAAGUAUUUGCUAUCACUUAAGGAGAAACAGUAGCCUGACUGACACGACCCAUGUGACUACACAACGAGGAAAAGGACUUUGAAAGCUGGUGUCAGCCAGACUAGAGGAACAAUGCUUUGGAAUAAAAUGGAAUUCAACUGAUAUGCAUCCUUUGGGUGCAUUAUGAGCUUGUAGACUUAUCACAGAGGCCUUUGAAGUCAAUUGUGAAGAGAGAUAGGUCUCGUGAUUUUGUUGCAGAAUGUAUUUAAGAAGAAGCAUUAUAUGUUCACAAACAGUAUGUGCGCCAUUCAUAUUUAUAAAUUAAUCUUAUGUCAAAUAAAAUGAAGCAAUGGUAUGUAUGAAUGAACAAAUGCUCUCCAAAUAAACUGUGAGAUGUUAUUAUAAA
Molecule: messenger RNA, 1948 nt
Organism: Oncorhynchus nerka (sockeye salmon)
Lineage: Eukaryota; Metazoa; Chordata; Actinopteri; Salmoniformes; Salmonidae
Product: zinc finger protein Gfi-1b-like
Exons: 7
Coding region: 301-1305 (334 amino acids)
Biological process (GO): regulation of transcription by RNA polymerase II
Molecular function (GO): DNA-binding transcription factor activity; RNA polymerase II cis-regulatory region sequence-specific DNA binding
Source: RefSeq, a predicted model, not a curated record